AUGCUCCAUUCAACAUUGGCCUUGUCCCUCCUGCUAAUUGCAGUGUCUUCCAACCUUGCAAUGGCAAUCAAGAAGGAAAAAAGAGCACCUCAGACACUGUCAAGAGGGUGGGGAGAUGAAAUUACCUGGGUACAAACUUAUGAAGAAGGGCUUUAUCAAGCAAAAAAAAGUAACAAGCCACUGAUGGUAAUUCAUCAUUUGGAAGACUGUCAAUACUGCCAAGCACUGAAGAAAGCUUUUGCAGAAAAUGAAGAGAUACAGGAAAUGGCCCAAAAUAACUUCGUUAUGCUGAAUCUCAUGCAUGAAACCGCAGAUAAAAACCUGUCACCUGAUGGACAAUAUGUGCCUCGAAUCAUGUUUGUAGACCCAUCUCUCACAGUAAGAGCUGAUAUCACAGGAAGAUACUCCAACCGGCUUUACACUUACGAACCACAAGACAUACCAUUCUUAAUAGAGAACAUGAAGAAAGCACUACGCCUCAUUCAGACAGAACUGUAA
Nipponia nippon (crested ibis) is the source of this 498-nucleotide messenger RNA. RefSeq names its product anterior gradient 3, protein disulphide isomerase family member (gene AGR3). The record is from RefSeq and is a predicted model, not a curated record. Gene Ontology annotation, cellular component: endoplasmic reticulum. Gene Ontology annotation, molecular function: dystroglycan binding. Lineage: Eukaryota; Metazoa; Chordata; Aves; Pelecaniformes; Threskiornithidae.